Molecule: messenger RNA, 1491 nt
Organism: Trichoderma asperellum CBS 433.97
Lineage: Eukaryota; Fungi; Ascomycota; Sordariomycetes; Hypocreales; Hypocreaceae
Molecular function (GO): FAD binding
Source: RefSeq, a predicted model, not a curated record
AACACAUUGCUGUUUCAAGACUCACUCUUUGCGCUCCACACUUGCCAACUCAUACACAUCCAUUUACGACCUUCAAAGGCUCAUGGCGGACUCUGAAUUGCCGCGGUUCACAGUAAUCAUCGUCGGCGGCAGUCUGGUCGGCCUCACAACAGCGUUGGCACUAGAAAAAGCUGGGAUUGACCAUGUUCUGUUAGAGAAGGGGGAGAUUGCACCCCAUCUAGGUGCCUCUAUAUCCAUUCACCCACACACUCAGCGGGUAAUGGAACAACUUGGUGUAUGGCCUGAGAUCAAAGCUGGCGCUCUGCCGCUAGAUAUCCGGCACCACUAUGAUGAAAAUGGAAAAUUGUUUGAACAUUCUACUAUCUUGCAAGAAAUUUCCAAGAUGACUUCUCAACGAUGGACUACCUUUGUGGAACGAAGAUUCAUGCUUAGCUGUAUCUAUAACCAGAUCGAGGACAAAUCCCGUCUUCGGACACAAACAUGUGUGACUUCGUUUACCGAGACAGAGGAUGGUGUUGAGGUGACCACGGACAAAGGUGAAAUCAUCAAAGGAGAUAUUCUUCUUGGUGCGGAUGGCAUCCAUAGUACAAUACGGGAACUGAUGGCGGAAAAGCUCUCCAUCACCAACGCUGCCGCAUCAAAAGAAAUGCGAACUGGUUUCACAAGCACCUAUCAUUGUAUAUUUGCAACAUCCAAAAAUGCCAGGGUAUCUAAUGGCCAGCAAUUUUUGCCCAAUGGGGGUGUGCAUAACGUCUAUUACCCGGGUUUCUCUGGCGUUGUUGCUAUAGGCGUCCCGGGCUUUGCCUAUUGGUUUAUGUUUGUCAAGAGUGAUAAGAAAACAAGAAUGCCCGGGAUACCGAAAUUCACCGAAGAAGAGACUGAAGCCACCAUCGCCAAAUAUGGAGACUAUGCACUUGGCCCAGGCUACACGUUCAAGGAUUUAUGGGAUAGUAGAGUCAAAGCGAGCAUGCUAUCCCUCGAAGAUGGAAUUUUGAAGUCAAAGUGGAAUACAGGUGGUCGUGUGGCUCUAAUGGGCGAUUCAGUGCAUAAAUCGACAAUUAACGUUGGCCUCGGUGGCAAUUUAGCUGUUGAGGGUGUUGUUCAUCUUGUUAAUGAAUUAGUGCCCUUGGUACAACAAUGCGAAGCAAGCGGAAGAAAGCCAACACGAAAUGAGAUUACGGCCGCCUUGGAUGCCUACGAAGAGAAGCAGCGACCACAUGCAAAGACGAUUGUCACCAUGUCUAGAUAUGUUACCCGCUAUGAAGCAAUGGAGACAUGGUGGCUGAGGAUUUUACGCCGUGUAUCUCCAUGGAUCAGUGACAAGAGAAAAGCUAAAGCAUUCGUUGGAUAUAUCAACGAAGCGCCACGAUUAAACUUUUUACCAGACCCAGACGAGAAACAGAAGUUGGCUUAAAGAGUGUUGCUCAGCGAUUGUAGAUAUUGAAUCGGGCAAAUAAAGUGAUUUUAUAGGAGGCAAUAUUAGUAAUGGAG